AUGGAACAGCAAGAGAAGGAACUCGAACUGGCAGUGAGCCAGAAGGAGACCGUCGACGUCAACAAUGGCGGUGUCAUGGAGUGGACGAAAGAAGAGGAACUCAAGAUGCGUUGGAAGUUGGACAGACGCAUCGUUCCUUUGUCGUUCUUGUUCUAUAUGCUCUGUUUCGUCGACAGAUUGAACAGCAACGCCCGAAUCUCAGGCAUGGCUGAGGACUUGAACCUCAGUGGUUACCGAUUCAAUAUUGCAUUGACAGUCUUUUACAUUUCAUGCAAGUACACGCAAACAUCUUACCACAUUCUCGUGGAGAUACCUUCAAACAUGCUCCUGAAGAUCAUCGGAGGAAGAUAUUACAUCCCUACGCUCGUCUUUCUGUUCGGAACCAUAUCGGUCGCGACGGCGUUUGUACAGAAUUACGCGGGUUUGAUCGCCUGUCGCUUCUUCCUGGGUCUGGUCGAGGGCGGCGUCGCCCCGGCCAUUGUCUACUACAUGUCCAUCUUUUACCGUCGGACCGAACUGGCAUUCCGAGUCACCAUGUUCAUUACGGGAGCAUCCAUGGCAGGUGCUUUCGGUGGUCUCCUCGCGACGGCACUGACGCUCAUCCCCCGCUGGGGGGCCUCCUCGGCACCUCUCCACACGUGGCGGAACAUUUUCUUCUUCGAAGGCCUGGUCACGAUGCUGGUCGCUUCGUUGGGGGUCUGUUUCCUCCCCGACUCGCCCUCCACGGCCCGGUUCCUGUCCGACCGACACCGCACCAUCGCCAGCCGGCGCAUCGCCGACGAGUACAAGGAAGAGAGUGACGAGAGUGGCAAGGGGGUGAGGGCGCGGCACGUCAAAAAGGCCGUCAUGAGCGUCAGCACCAACCUGUCGGCCCUCAUGUUCUUCUUCCUCAGCGUCAACCUGUCGUCCAUCUCGUUGUUCCUGCCCACCAUCCUCCGGGCGCUGGGCUACUCCGCCGUCCAGGCCCAGCUGAGGUCCGUCGCCCCUUACGUCUCGGCCUGCGUCGUGUCCAUCUUCGUGUCCUGGUGUUCCGACAGGUUCCGCCGCCGGGGCGUCUUCAUCGCCUCGGCCACCCUCUUGGGGACGGCCGGGUAUGGCGUCCUGAUCGGCACGGACACGGGCCAGAACGCCGCCAAGUACGCGGCCGUCUUCGUGGCGGCCAUGGGGGUCUUCGCCGCCGGACCCGCCAGCGUGAGCUGGGGGGUCAACAACGCCGCCGGCGCGAGCGUGAGGAGCGUCACGAGCGCCUACAUCAUAUCCCUGGGCAACUGCGGCUCCGUCGUCGCCACCUGGACCUACCUCCCCGAGAGCGCCCCCCGGUACACGCUCGGCCACGCCCUGAACCUGGGGGCCCUGGCCUGCGCCUUCCUGCUGGCCGUCUCCGCCGUCGCCUACUACAGGUGGGAGAACAAGAAACGGGACCGGGGCGAGCGGGACCACCGGUUGACCGGCCUCACCGACCAGCAACAAAAGGACCUGGGGUCCUCACAUCCCGAGUUCAGAUACAUCCCUUGA
Molecule: messenger RNA, 1515 nt
Organism: Exophiala oligosperma
Lineage: Eukaryota; Fungi; Ascomycota; Eurotiomycetes; Chaetothyriales; Herpotrichiellaceae
Exons: 4
Coding region: 1-1515 (504 amino acids)
Biological process (GO): transmembrane transport
Cellular component (GO): membrane
Molecular function (GO): transmembrane transporter activity
Source: RefSeq, a predicted model, not a curated record